Lycium ferocissimum is the source of this 1604-nucleotide messenger RNA. Its product is annotated as protein TUNICAMYCIN INDUCED 1. The transcript is spliced from 3 exons. Lineage: Eukaryota; Viridiplantae; Streptophyta; Magnoliopsida; Solanales; Solanaceae. The record is from RefSeq and is a predicted model, not a curated record. The coding region runs from base 147 to 1436 and encodes 429 amino acids.
CCCUUUUUCAUUCUAAACUCAAAAAAAAAAAAAAAAGAAGAAAGAAGAAUCAAUUUCUUAAGCAUUACUUGAGAUUUGAGAAUUUCCAAUUCCAUAGCGAUCUUCUGAGGAAUCAACUUUUGAAUUUGUUCUAAAUUUUAUCAACAAUGGAAUUGAGGCGAGCAUCGUGUUAUUUCUUGGCCAUCUUUCUUGUUGUAACCGCUGUUCGAUUUUCUCCAUCUUCAGCUUUGGUCUCUAGUAAAGAUAUCAAUCCUCCAUAUCCUAAAGCUAUUUCUGACUUGAAGGAGUCAAUUGUAAAGGGGUUAGGUUUCCAAGCUGAUGAUUUCAAGAUUUCCGGGUUUGAUUUGAGGGAUGCUCUUGUUGGUAGGUCGGUGUCGUAUGAGUUUGAUGUUGAAAUUGAUAAUAAAGUUAUUCCCUUGAAGCUUUUGGAGGAUGUGAAUAGAUGGGAGUUUGUAGAUUUGCCCAUUUUCCGGGUACAACAAGGUGAAGAAAAUGGGUUGGUUGAAAGGCGGAGAUUAGAGAAUCAGGUGCCUGUUUUGGCGCCAUUUACUUUGGCAGGUCCUAUGGAGCUCUGGAUCCAGGAUGCCAAGGACAUGAGAAUUUCACUACCUCAUGAUGUGGAUGCUGGCGAGCUGCGAAAAGUGAUCUUAGCUGAUGGUGCUGUUGUUACAGUCAAGGGUGCCAGAUCUGUUAGUCUGCGCCACCCUAUAGAACUUCCACUGCCCUUCAACAGAACGACAAAUGGAUUUGCGUCCGGUCUGUUGGCAUUAGCUGAAUAUAUACGUCAAGCUUCUCUCACUCAAGGGGAACCUCUCCUUUCUCUUCGAAUUGUUGGUCCUACAUCUCUUACAUCCCCUGCCUCACCUUCUUCCCCUUCUGCAAACAAACUUAAGCUUAAACGGCUUGCGCCUGGUCUUGUUGAGUUGUCAUCAGUGUCAAAAUUGAAAGCCAUGGACGCGAUCUCCACCGUCGAUCUCCAGGGAGAAGCCACUGCACUUCUUACACCCAAUCAAUUCACUACAUUGUGGCCUGUUACAUCUAUCAAUGGUUCAAACUCGAACUUGCUCGGUUUUGAGGCUUUGCUUUCUAAUAUACUGGGUCCUAAAGCAGGUAAAAAGGGCUCUUUCAAGUUACUGAAGGCAGAUGUAUCAGCCCAGACAUUUGUGAAGAUAGGUUUUGGAGUUGAGAAGAAGUUGAAGGAAGGAGAUGGGUUCAAUUGGGACGGUUAUCCAGAGUGGAGAACUAAGCCUGAAUCCGUGAGGAUGCAUUUUGAAGUUCUGGCAAAGGUAGACGGGGACAAAGUUGUGCCAGAGAGAGUCGUGCAGAUUGAUCCGAUAACAAUCGAGGACACAGUGGCACCAAGUGUGCUCUUGGGCAAUGUCUCGAUGUCAAAGACUCCAAUUGUUCACCAACCUCCAAAUCCAUUCACUUUGUAAACUCCUUAGACGGGCUUGGUUUGUGUUGAGCAAUAUUGUAUAGAUAAAAUUACCUUUUACUUUUGUCCUUUCUUUUCAUAGCAAUUACAUAUAUCAGGUGCUAAGAGACCUGACUUUGUAAGAGUAUAUCGAAGAAGUAUCAGGAAUAUAUGCCAGAUCUUUUUGGUA